Thlaspi arvense is the source of this 1263-nucleotide messenger RNA. The record is from the annotation of a GenBank genome assembly. NCBI's taxonomy places the organism in Eukaryota, Viridiplantae, Streptophyta, Magnoliopsida, Brassicales, Brassicaceae.
UGUUUUCUCAAACUCUCAUAUAAAGUCAAAACUCAAAAUAUAAUCGUGUUUCAUCGCAACAAAGUAGGUGUGGAUGAACACUUACUUUGCUUCUGUCGACUCCACGAAAGCUUUUCUAUUUACCCUGAUUCCGCUUCCCAUGGCCACCGUUAAGAAGAUAGUUCGCGUAGCGGCUUCUCAGAUGACAUCUGUCAAUGAUCUGAUGGUCAAUUUCAACACCUGCUCUUGUCUCGUACAAGAAGCAGCAACAGCCGGAGCAAAGCUGAUUUGAAUCCCUGAGAACUUCUCCUAUAUGGGAGAGAAAUCAGGAGACAGCGUAAAAAUCUCCGAAGCAUUAGACGGGCCAGUGAUGCAACGGUAUUGCUCUCUCGCCAGGUUUGGUGUUGAUGUUCCUGGUGGAAGCUCGUACAAAGAAAGCGGCUUUACGGUUCCACGGACAAAUAUUGUUUCUGUAGAUAGUCCUAUUGGGCGCUUAGGCCUUACUGUAUGCUACGAUUUGAGGUUUCCUAAGAUUUAUCAGCAACUGAGAUUCGACCAGAACGCUCAGGUAGAACACUUGAAGUUUGUAUCGAUAACAUUUCGGACAAAUAUUGUUUCUGUAGAUAGUCCUAUUGGGCGCUUAGGCCUUACUGUUUUACUUGUACCGUCAGCUUUCACAACUGUCACUGGGGAGGCACACUGGGAGAUUCUUCUUCGAGCCCGAGCGUUGAAACACAAUGUUAUGUAUGUCAUAGCUGAUGUUCAAGCUGGAAAACAUAAUGAGAAAAGAGAAAAUCGGUUUUCGACUGGCAUUGUCGUUGCAGAUAUUGAUUUUUCACUGCUUGAUUCGGUGAGAACAAAAAUGCCUAUUGAUAAGCAACGAGUGUCGAUAGAUCUCUGAAGAACCCUGAUAGGACUCAUACGAGUGUAUGUAAGGAGACAUUCUGCAAGGAAACAAGGUGAAGAAGAUUAUUAAGACCUUACAUACAUAAGAACUGUAAGUAGAUUAGGAGUUGAUUUUAAGAAGCUCGUAUUUAAAAUCUCCAAAACCGCCAUUAUAUUCUCUGACACAUAAAAGUUUUGUAUCUUGCUUAUGCCCAUGAAUUUGAAGAUCUAUCCUAUUUGGUACAUUAAGAGUUUAAGACUAUCACUCUAGUGAACUCAAGAGGGAAGUAAUAGUAAUACAUAGCUACUGAAAAAUGGACAAUCAGUGAUUGUUAAAGUCAAUAUAAAGUAUAUGUUUACAAGUUUCUCAAAAACUUUGGAAAACGAAAAUUGCACAAU